Messenger RNA from Symbiodinium sp. CCMP2456, 1539 nucleotides. The record is from the annotation of a GenBank genome assembly. NCBI's taxonomy places the organism in Eukaryota, Dinophyceae, Suessiales, Symbiodiniaceae.
AUGGAGUCCGGGACCGUCGAAAGCAGUGAACCGGAGCCUGCGCAGCUCGGCAGUGCAGAAGAGUCCGCUUCGGGCAGCACUUCUCGCAUCGAAGAUGAGGCUCAUCCGGACGACCUUGCGGAGGAGCUUGCUGAGUGGCGGCACAAGGUUGCUACGCAGCGGGAGACGAUUGCUCAGAGUGAGCGCGAACGCGCAGAGUUGCGCGCCGACGUGGAGAGGCUUCAACAGAAGGUGCAGUCGCUGACAGGCGAGCGUGACCGACUACUGCGUGGUGGCGCUGCAGAGGAUGCUGAAACCAAGCACCGUGAACUCCAGGCGCGACUUGAAACUCUGAAACACCAGAAGCUUGAAAUAGAAUCCGGCAUCUGCCAGCAGGAGGAGGAGCUGGAAGCUGUGCGCCGAGCCGCCGCUGCUGCGGCCGAUGCAGCCAAUGCCGCAGCUGCCGAGCUGCAAGAGGAGGAAGCGCGACUGCAGCUCCAGCAACAAUCAGUGGCAGCUGCGGAGGCAGCCGCUGGAACUGCAGAGAAGCGUCUACUUCACAUGGUUUCGGUAGAGGACGUGCAGAUCCGCGAGAGAGAAGCACGGUCGUACCGAGAAUCCUUGGCGUCUGUGGACAAGGAGGCACGACAGUUACGACUUGCCCUUGCAGAUGCUCUUUCAAGCGGAACCGAUUUGACCAUGGCCAAGCGCGAGCUGGAGGUUUUGCGAGAUGCGCAAGAAGCAGCAUCUCAAAGAGUCCAGGACCUGGAGUCGGUGAAUGCCCAGCUGGAGAAGCGAAUCGACCAAGUUCAGGCCGAUAUCGCGGCUCUACGCAAGGGGACUGUUGAUCUUCGAAGUGAGGAAGAUCUCAUGCGGGAGGUCAUUGUCACACAAAGUGAGCAGCUUCUGCGCAAAGUAGAAGAUCUCACAGCUGAAGAGAAGCUUGCCGCCGAAGAUCGGAGGCAUUUGCUGGAGAGGGCAGCUCGCCUAGCAUCUGAGGUUGAAAGAGCUGAGGCUCGUAUUGCACAGCAGUCAGAGCUCGAGGAGCAGUGUGCACAACUCGACGCUGCCCAGCAGACGCUGAGUGCAGAAGUGGAGCGGCUUCGUCGCACCAACGACGCCUUGUGCCAGCAGGUGUUGGGUUCGGACGGUGAGGGCCCCUUUGCGGGCGCUCUGCAAGAGGUGUCCCUGCUGGACGGAGAGGAGGACCAGGCGAUGCGUGACGAGAUCGGCCGGUUGGUCCGGGGGCAGCUCCUGAUCACUAGCCAAUCUGGCAGUGUGAAGGGGGAUGCAGCUGCACUUGCCUUGAGACUCCAGCAGCUUCUGGCGGAGCGCGAGGAGGCCUUCUGGGUAGAGCGACAGCGCCUCUCAGACCACAUCGCUUCCCUCGAGCGCGCUCAGAACGGGCGUACAAGCAAUCUUUUACGGCAGUACGAUGCAGCUGUGCGUGCUUCGGGAGGCAGUGCGCCGAAAGCACCUGGCCUGAGUGGCGCACCUGCUGCUGCAGCAGCUGCAGUCACAGGCGUUGCCCGACGUCUGCGAGAGACCAUUGGUGCUUGA